AUGACGACGACGACGACGACGACGAAACAGACCGACGGCAAGUUGAGCGCCACGGAGAUCAUCCGACGGGCGCAGGAGAAGGUGAAAGACCCCAAGUGCGAUGCGCUGAAGCCGAUUGUGUGGAUCGACUGCGAGAUGACCGGGUUGGACCACCACAACGACACCAUCAUCGAGAUCUGCUGUCUUGUGACAGACAAGAACUUGAACCUCAUCGACGAGCAGGGGUACGAGUCCGUCAUCCACGCGUCGAAGGAGACGAUGGACGCCAUGAGCGAGUGGUGCGUUCUCCACCACGGCCAGUCCGGCCUCACGGAGAAGGUGAUCAACUCGACCAAGACGCGGGAGCAGGUCGAGCAGGAGUUGCUCGCAUACUUGGACAAGUACAUGAACAAGGGCGUCGGCAUCCUUGCCGGCAACAGCGUGCACAUGGACCGUCUCUUCAUGCUCAAGGACAUGCCGCGCGUCGUCGACCACCUUACCUACCGCAUCAUCGACGUCAGCUCCGUCAUGGAGAUAGCAAAGCGCUUCAACCCGACCGUCGCCAACGGCCGUCCCAAGAAGAAGGGCGCCCACACUGCCCGGGAGGACAUCCUCGAGAGCAUCCAGGACCUCGUCUACUACCGUGGCGUCUACCUCAAGUCACCUGCCGAGGCUGACAAGGCUGCCGUCGCUGCCUUCUUAGAAAGUCCUGCCUGGACCGGCACCAGUGCCUCUUCCAAAGACCAGCCGGCCGAUUCAUCCCCCAAGGACAACACCGAGCCUGUCGCGCCGCGACAUGUCGCCAAGAAACGAAAGAUCUGA
This is a messenger RNA of Pichia membranifaciens NRRL Y-2026, 801 nucleotides long. RefSeq lists its product as hypothetical. Gene Ontology annotation, cellular component: mitochondrion. The transcript has a single exon. Gene Ontology annotation, molecular function: nucleic acid binding; 3'-5'-RNA exonuclease activity. Bases 1 to 801 code for a protein of 266 amino acids. The record is from RefSeq and is a predicted model, not a curated record. NCBI's taxonomy places the organism in Eukaryota, Fungi, Ascomycota, Pichiomycetes, Pichiales, Pichiaceae.